Messenger RNA from Thamnophis elegans (Western terrestrial garter snake), 703 nucleotides. Its product is annotated as acetyl-CoA acetyltransferase, cytosolic-like. The coding region runs from base 16 to 612 and encodes 198 amino acids. Gene Ontology annotation, molecular function: acetyl-CoA C-acetyltransferase activity. NCBI's taxonomy places the organism in Eukaryota, Metazoa, Chordata, Lepidosauria, Squamata, Natricidae. The record is from RefSeq and is a predicted model, not a curated record. The transcript is spliced from 3 exons. Gene Ontology annotation, biological process: fatty acid beta-oxidation.
UGUCUGCGGCCAGCAAUGCCGAUGACUCUUGGCGUUUCUAAGGCUCAGCGUCUUUCCGAGCUGGCAGCUCAGGGAGACCGAAUUCUCCGCUACUGCUACCAGCCCCGGGACCGCUGGAUGUUCCGGCAGACUCGCCUCGUCUUGGGUCAGGUCCAGAGUGCCAAAUCCUCCUUUUUGCUGAAACUUUGUCAAUGCAAAAGCCGAGCGGCAGACCCGGCAGCCAUCUUUCUGGCCCAUACGCAUUCUAAUUUGGCACGGAUCGUGUCUUCGGCUCAAGUUGGUAUUGAUCCUUCAGUUAUGGGAAUAGCACCCAUCACAGCGAUAAGAAAAGCUGUGGAAAAAGCUGGUUGGACAUUGGAUCAAGUGGAUCUAUAUGAAAUUAAUGAAGCUUUUGCUGCAUUAGGUGUUGCAAUAACAAAAGAACUAAAACUCAAGCCAGAAAAGGUUAACAUUGAAGGUGGGGCUGUUGCUCUUGGCCACGCCCUUGGAGCAUCUGGUUGUCGAAUCCUAGUUACACUUCUGCACUCACUAGAACGAACAGGUGGAAAACGAGGAGUUGCAGCUUUAUGUAUAGGAGGAGGAAUGGGCAUAGCUAUGUGUAUAGAAAGAUAAAGGAAAUUUUUCUUUGAUUUUAUAUCAAUUUGUAACAUGACUUUAUUAGUAAGUAAUAAAGAAACAAUAUUAGGCAAUACUUACAUUUUGA